Molecule: messenger RNA, 1530 nt
Organism: Saprolegnia parasitica CBS 223.65
Lineage: Eukaryota; Oomycota; Saprolegniomycetes; Saprolegniales; Saprolegniaceae
Exons: 1
Coding region: 1-1530 (509 amino acids)
Source: RefSeq, a predicted model, not a curated record
AUGCAAGCUCCGUUUGGCUCGAUUACCGCUGGCCCCCACGCACUCAGGUCGGCCGGCGCCUUCUUCUUCCAGUCCGCGGCGUUCCGCUUUCUUCAAUACACGCUCAACGACCUCCUCUGGUAUGUACUCAUGAAGUACCUUGAAGCGGACGGCCAGCAGUACUCGGAAACCCUCACUCUUAUUGACGCGACGAGCUAUCUGCGCUUCUUCUUUUGCGUCUUCUCGGACAUUUGGCCGAUGUUUGGCUACCGCCGCAAGAGCUGGCUCCUGCUCGGAUGGGCCAUCGCCGUCAUCGCGCUCAGCCUUGGCACGGUGCUUCCCAUCGGUGCUCCGUACUGCGACUUUGUCAAGUACCCCGUCGACUGCAUGCGGAACGAGCGCAACGACGCACCCUACGCCGCGUUCAACUCGAACGCCACCGACAAGGCCGGCCGCUACACCCGACUCUUCGCCGGUGCGGCGCUUGGUGUCGCCGUCAUCGGGGCUGCCUUGAACGGUCUCAUGGUCCAGUACGCACAAGUGCAAGACGAUUCGGUGCGUGGCAGUCUCCAAGCCAGCUUCUAUUGUGCGACGACGGUCGGCCGACUCGCGUCGUCGCUUCUGCAGCAGUUUGCGCUCAACUUUACGACCUUUGGUGGCGACUACGACUGGAUCCUCGACGUCCAAGCUGCGUUUGGUCUCUGCCUCGCGGUGGCGCUUCUCGCGAUGGUCUCGACGCUGUGGCUCGACGAGGUCAAGUCGACGCGGUGCCAGUUUGGCGUCUGGUGGACGCAGCUCUGGGCCCAGCUGCAAACGCGCGCCGUGUGGCGCGUCGUUGCUUUCUACAUGUUUUUCGGCAUGUUUCAAGGCGUGUACAUGAAACCCAUCACGAGCUGGCUCACGGGCUCGAGCAAUGAUUGGUUCAGCACCGUCGACUGCGUCGUGCCAUUUCUCGUCUAUGCCGUCGUCGGGCGCGUCGGUCGGGCGUGGUCCUGGCGCACGGCGAUUCUCAUGUCGUCGCUGGCCUGCGUCGCUCUCCGCGCGUUCUCGGUCGUCAGUGUCACGCAGGACAUUGACCGCAGCGCGACGUUCAACAGCAUCUUGCUCGUGCUCAUGCAAGCGGCCAUGUCUGUGACGGAGCUCAUGUGCGGCUUUGUCCUUGUCGAGACGACGGGCGCCGGCUACGAAGCGACGUUUGCGGGGCUCCGAAUCGUGAUCUCGUACGCCAACAGCACGUGGAUCAACCAGUGGUCGACCUUUAUUCGCGAGAAACUGCGGAUCGAACCGAUCUCGACCAAGGACGGUGAGGAUACUUUGCUCACUGAAAUUGUGCACGCAAGCUAUGUUGUGCUGGGCAUUCAGCUCAUCGGGCUUUGCUGGAUCGCGCUGCUUCCGACGCAGAAGGCGCGGCUUCUCGAGCUCAAGGACGCGGCGACCGCAAAGCCACUUGCGGGCUUCCUCGUCGUCAUUGGCGUUAUGAGCCUUGUAUCGUACCCGCUUCGCGACCUCCUUUUCAGCCUCGUGGAUUAUUUGAACGCACGCGACGAGUAA